This is a messenger RNA of Heterobasidion irregulare TC 32-1, 3384 nucleotides long. RefSeq lists its product as uncharacterized. The transcript has 12 exons. The coding region runs from base 1 to 3384 and encodes 1127 amino acids. Lineage: Eukaryota; Fungi; Basidiomycota; Agaricomycetes; Russulales; Bondarzewiaceae. The record is from RefSeq and is a predicted model, not a curated record.
AUGUCUCACCUCACCUCCUCUCCGUUCCACAAACCAUCUCCCUACGACUUCCCUCGCCCUUCUCAAUUGCCCACUCCUCCUGACACAGAACCAGAGUUUACAGGCUUCACUCAUCCACAGGGAAUCGUUCCUCCUGCGACUACGGAGGCUGAUCCCUUGUCUCUACAGACUAACCUGGCGCAUGACGCUCACGUCAGUCGAAUGCGUCGAGUGUCUACGCUUUCCUAUCGCAACACUGGCCUUCGUGAUAACCGUGAACGUAGCAGCUCCGGACAAACGAAGUGGUUAAUCGUCGUAGUCCCUCCUCCUUCCUUGUCCAAAGCUCAUGGCAACCUCGGCCAUACUUUGGCCUCUGGUCCUCCUGAUCGCUUGCCUCAAGGGACCUUGAUGCCCCUCUUUCCGACGAUGUACGGCCAGCUCACAGUGAUCGCCCGUGAAUUCAAUUUUCCCAGUACGACCGGUCUAUGCCUCUACCUGCACAUGGCUGAAAACGGACUUGCUGCAUCGCCUCGCAUCUCUGACGAGACUUGGCCUAUCCUUUGGGGCCAUCUCUUUGAUGCGCGGUCUCCAAGCCUCCAGCUUCAGCAAUUGCCGGUCUGUGGUCGUGUCGAGUUCGACAUCGACUUCCAUAAGGCCCGUUGGUACGAUGCAUGGGUAGCUUCUUCUCGGAGAUAUGCGAUGGAUUUUCCGGUCUCUGCAGCACCAUCGACGUCUCAUUGGAGAGGAGACAGCAAAACUACGUUUCAAGAGGAUCAGCUGACUGAGGAGCAGUCGGAGUCCGUUUUCAUGCCUCCUUCGAGGAACCAAAUGCCCAGUCGUCACGUCCCGAGGAAGCUUUCCCUAUUAGAUCGGUUUGAUGCGGCUUCCCCUGCUUCUAAUCAGGCCAAUCAGACGGCAAGAAAUGAUGAUUUUAUAGAGACGCCGCGUCCUUUGGCGCCUAUCAUGCAGGAAGAAGAACCUAAGACCGCUACCAAAGAUUUAGAGUCGCGUGUCAAGACCUGGCGUGCGAGCUCAUCCGUCGCACCGACACCAUUGGGUGCUACGGGUCAGAUCAGCCUUGACCCUGUUCACAUGCCAAAUGACAUCGUCCUGAAGGAUUCUCCUUUGCCCGUCGAGGAGGGCGAAGAAGCCCUCAACUUAGAUGAUUUCACAUGGUCGGUAUCCUCUCCUGGGCCUACAGAUUAUGAUAACCUCGAAUCACCAUUGUCUUGGGACCGUGUUCCAUCCGUACAUCUUGAUCGCCGGUUGGAAGGAUCUGUUCUGCUGAGCCCUUCGACGGCAACUUCUUUCGGCCCCGACGAUGACCUCGUCUCCCUCGUGUCUUAUGCGUCUCGAUACCCCUCUCCUGACAUCGGUCUUAGGAUGCUAGAUGAUGCGCCGCCCACACCCUCAACUGCGACAAGUUGGGGUGCUCCCCUCGAAUAUCCCGCAUCCCCCCUGAGCGUUUCUCGCCCUCCUUCUGUAGAUCUUGCGCAUAGAAUGACACUCAGUCGAUCUACGACACCAGUCACUGCGACGUCGUGGGGUCCAUCUUCAUGGCCUGCAUCUCCUGCAUCUCUUGAUAGAGUUUCCCAAGCGCCGUCCCUCGAUCUUGGUGAACGUGGUGGUUGGAGUCGCCCUGCUACCCCGUCAACUGCUACAUCGUGGGGCCCUCCGCUUUCUUACCCCCCCUCGCCGUUCGUCCCUAAUCACAUCCGAACGCCGGAUGCAGGGCAGAGAGCCUUUGAUUCGGCUACGAUGCGUGUGCCGAACUCUUUCGAAUUCAUGUUUCCUUACUUUAGGCCUGACCAAGAUCCUACAUGGCAGCACGUCUGGCCGUACACUGAAACGUCACAGGAACCCGUCUUGCGAGACGUCCCUUCUUCCAUUAUAAUCCAGUCGCCAGAGGUCUCUGACCUUCGAGCCGUCAUGGAGAUUGAGCAGCAACCCUUCACCGCGCAUGUGCCUAAGAAUGCUCGUCUGGCAUUCACUGAGGUCCCUGCUGAGAAUAGGCACUCAGUCCAGCUGUCGACCGCUUAUCCCACGCUCAACAUCUAUCCAACCGCGUACCCCAACUUCGAGAUCUACCCUGGUCAUGUCUGCUCGGCGGAUAUCAUAGAGCCUAUGACAGUACGCUUGCCCGCAAUGUAUCCUGCCAUCGACGUUUAUCGCACCGCAUAUCCGAACUUUGAGAUAUAUCCCGGUCAUGUUUGUGGUGUAGAGGUUGUCUUCGACCUCUCUAUGUCGGUACACCUGCCCGCUGUUUACCCUUCACUCGAUAUCUAUCCCGCUGUGUAUCCAUACAUGAGUAUCUAUCCUACAGUUAUCCGACCUGUCGAGAUCACCACCACCGCCCAGCACACCACUAUUCGCGGACACUAUCCGAACCUCGAUAUCUAUCCUCCUGCCUACCCUGUGUUUGACUUGUAUCCAGCUACCCCGUCUCGAACAGACUACGAGAGCAGCAAGUCUAUCUCAAACCGUCUAGAUGCUCAAUACCCGAUGCUCAAUAUAUAUCCCGCUGUCUACCCGCACUUCAACAUCUAUCCCUCACCAGAAGCUGAAGUGCAGAGCCCUGAUUAUGGCGUCAACAUCGCUCUCGAUGCAAGAUACCCCAUACUCAAAUUAUAUCCGGCUACCUACCCGUACUUUGAAAUCUAUCCUGGAGAAGUUACAGACUUGAGUAUAAUGGAGCUGCCGAUCAUUACCACGUUGACGCCGAGUUACCCGUGCUUUGAUAUAUAUCCCUCGGUAUACCCUUAUUUCGAUAUAUAUCGGUCAGGAUGGGGAAGUAAUCUGGAAGAUCAGCACGACGUGAUCUCUGUGAAAUUACCCGCCCAUUACCCUGCGCUCAGGAUUUACUCUCCAGUGUAUCCUCACUUCGAACUGUGGCCCUUCGUUGCUGCACCAGCCAUUGCAUCGUCUAUUUUGGGAGGCACACAGCGGAUUCGCACUCAUGUCGGAAUUCAUCAGGAGAUAUCUGGUCCAUCCAGGCGUAAACGGUCUGGAAGUCAUUCCGAAUUACACGAUGAAGCUUUUAAAGAAGCCUCUCCUCCGUCCGCCUCAUAUACAACUCCUCCUCAGCAAGACGCUCACAGUACUGUCCUGAAGGCUGAAGCAUCUCUCGAGCCACACCGAGGCACCUCAUCACAGAUCGACCAGGAAAAUGCAACCGACUCUGUGAAGAGCCGUUCACGUCUGCCGCUCUCCAGCCAAAGAGUUGUAAUGCCUAACACAUCCGUGGACAUUCCAUAUGACAUUCAAUUGGCCCCUCUUCCGCCCAAGAAACCGAUCCCCACCUCUCUUCCCCCACCCACUCCACCUUUGCGCCCUCUUCCCAAUACUCCAUCUCCUUCGAAUGUCUUCAGCCAUAUUACCUCCUUCCAUAACCCUUUCACCGGUUGA